Anisakis simplex (herring worm) is the source of this 477-nucleotide messenger RNA. Lineage: Eukaryota; Metazoa; Nematoda; Chromadorea; Rhabditida; Anisakidae. The record is from the annotation of a GenBank genome assembly.
AUGCCAACAGCAACGUCAGGAUCGAUCGAGAUUCAGUCUGUACAAAAGACAGUCUUAUCUUCAAUCGGAUAUUUGAAAUCUAUCAAAUCGCACAUAACUGAUACGAUACUUGCCAAACGUAUCAGUGCGCAUCGUUUCGAAUACGCCAAUAUUGUCACACCGAAACUGAUUAAUGGAUACUUGGUUUACGAGGUGGGAUUAUUACGUGAAUUCAUCUUUGUGUGCGGUGAGAAUGCAACUGAUCCGUAUGCAAUCGCCGAGUGGCGAUCACUGAAGGCACGAAUCGUGACUGAAUGUUCACUGACGAGCAGUGAAUUACUAAUCGAUGCGAUCAGUGCCAUACAAUCAGCGAUUCCGAUCACAUCAUGCAAUGCAACUGCCAUUGGUUUAGCAACAGAUUCAGAAGGCCGCUUUGCUGAGUGGGCACUUCCGGCAACAAAUGGGUACUUCUCUACUUACUGGAUUUAUUCACAUUAG